Messenger RNA from Tinamus guttatus (white-throated tinamou), 364 nucleotides. RefSeq names its product replication protein A3 (gene RPA3). Gene Ontology annotation, molecular function: damaged DNA binding; single-stranded DNA binding. Lineage: Eukaryota; Metazoa; Chordata; Aves; Tinamiformes; Tinamidae. Gene Ontology annotation, cellular component: DNA replication factor A complex; site of double-strand break; nucleus. Gene Ontology annotation, biological process: nucleotide-excision repair; mismatch repair; double-strand break repair via homologous recombination. The record is from RefSeq and is a predicted model, not a curated record.
AUGGAGGAGACGCCGCUGGCGCAGCGGGUCGGGCAGCCCGUGUGCUUCGUGGGCCGCGUGGAGAAGGUGCACCCCAGCGGGAAGCUGCUCGUGCUCUCGGACGGCGAGGGGAAACACGCGACCGUGGAGCUGGGCGAGCCGCUAGAUGAAGAGAUUUCAGGAGUUAUUGAAGUAGUGGGAAGAGUGACAAACCAGGCAACCAUCAUGUGUAUGUCCUAUGUUCAGUUCAGAGAAGAUAAAAGUCCUUUUGAUUUGGAACUCUACAAUGAAGCACUAAAAAUUAUUCAUGAAUUCCCUGAAUACUUCCCAUUUGGUCCUACGAGGAACAAUUGAUGCUUCUUAGUGUUUAUUUGGAACUUCAGAG